This is a messenger RNA of Alternaria arborescens, 1110 nucleotides long. RefSeq lists its product as hypothetical. The transcript has 4 exons. Bases 1 to 1110 code for a protein of 369 amino acids. NCBI's taxonomy places the organism in Eukaryota, Fungi, Ascomycota, Dothideomycetes, Pleosporales, Pleosporaceae. The record is from RefSeq and is a predicted model, not a curated record.
AUGGCACCUGCCCUCCGCGCAUUUGCGCUUGCACUGCGAGCCUCGUCGAUCUGCCCGUCGUCCCCUACCUGCCCCCAGGACGACCAAUGCUCCCUCACCUCGAACGGGGCCACUCUUCAAGUCAGCUGUGCGACUGACUACUAUGGCGGCGAUUUGCAAUUGGCACAAACAUCUACGUUAGCAGGUUGCAUCCGAGCAUGCCCCAUGACUACGGGAUGCAAUGCUGCAAGCUACGUGGGUGGUAACUGCUAUCUCAAAAGCACGCUCAAUGCGGCUCAGCCCAAUUCCAACGUGAUUGGAGUAGCUGUGAUCUCUAGAGAUACCUCACCAAUGCCUGUUCCAGCGCCGGAUAUCCCCAAACAGUGCCCUGCCAGUUUCACCUGCCCGGAGAACGAUGGCUGCUCGUACACUGAUGGUUCACGUACUCUGACACUUACUUGUGGAGUGGACUUCUAUGGAGGUGAUUUCACCAAUCAGUACGCAGCAAGCCUCGAGGGUUGUACACAAGCUUGCGCUGGAGACGCACAGUGCGUGGCCGCUUCGUUUGUUGGUGGCAAAGGUGACGGUCGUUGCUAUCUCAAGAACACAAAGAACGGUGGCUCUGUGAAUGACGGUGUUGAUGCUGUCUACGUUGUUUCCAACACCGUACAACCAAGCAUUUCAGCAUCAAGCUCAACCCCGUCGCCUUCCUCGACUGUUACAUCGACGGGUACUAUCUCUUCCACUAGCACAGACGUCAUCAUCAGCUCUACCUCAACCUCGACUUCGACCUCUACCCCUACCCCUACACCCACUCCCACACCUACGCCCACUCCUACUCCUACCCCGACUCCUACCCCAACGCCUGAACCACAACCUACCUGCGGCGUCAGUGGUGGGCCAAGACCGGGGGUGCUCUACACCAACAUUGCUGGGCAGACCCAGGCCACUUGCAAGAUCCGGUGCCAGAACUACAAUCUUUCAGGCCGUACCUGUCGUGUCUAUUCUUUCAUCCCCGCAGCCAGUCUUUGUAUACUAGCAAUAGGAGUCACUGCACCAACGUUCGACCAGGCUUUUACUCCUAGUAGAAAUGGGUUUUACAUCUGGUACGCCGUGGAAUGCCCAGCAUGA